Molecule: messenger RNA, 3973 nt
Organism: Drosophila mojavensis
Lineage: Eukaryota; Metazoa; Arthropoda; Insecta; Diptera; Drosophilidae
Gene: DIP-beta
Product: neurotrimin
Exons: 10
Coding region: 501-2234 (577 amino acids)
Cellular component (GO): neuron projection
Source: RefSeq, a predicted model, not a curated record
GGUGAGAACAAGCGCCAGCAAAAUUUCUUCACUUCUGCCAGCUUCACUUCAGAAACGGCAAAAAAACGAGCGAAUUGCCGUUAGACGUUUAUCGUUUACCGUUUGUCGUUCGACGUUUACAGUUUGUCGUUAGCCGUUAAUCGCUUCCACGGCGACCGUUACGAAAAGGUUUUCAAAAACGUUGCAAAAUGUUUGAAAAUUAAUUUUGAUAUUAUCAAAACAUAACAGAGAAAUGAGAGGAUAGAGAGAAGUGUGCUAAAGGGAAUUAGUGACAAGUGUUGCAAACGUUGCAAAGUCUCACAGUUUAAAAUAUAUAAUUUUUUUGAGUGUUUUUUCAAAGUGUUUUUUUUUUUCCAAAAAUUAUUUAACGUUGUAAGUGAACAGAAAAAAAAGUGCUGGAAAAAUUUGUAGUUUCUCUGUGGCAUUCACGGAAAAGCGAGCGAGCGCAGCGACCGUCAUUACAGUGAAGCAAUGCUAAUGGGAACUAGUACAUCAGGCUUAUGAUGAUGAUAAUGGUGGCCCCACAUAACGGCGACCAAAGCGCCAACAGCAUUCGCAAUCGAAGCAAACUGAAUUGCAGCGAGAACUUCAACUUCCAGAAGCACAGUUGGAAGGAGCAACAACAACAACAACAACAACAGCAACAGUCACAACAACAACAACAACAACAGCCCCAAGCCCAGCCACAGCGACAAUUAGAGACCAUUAGCCGAAGGCAGACCAAUCAAUCUAUAUUUAGACAGAAGCUGGCGCAUUUUCAAUUUGCCGAUGUGGGCGUAGGCGUGGGCGUAGGCGUGGCCGUGGCCAAUGGAGGCUGCAGGCGACUGCAGCUGUUGCUGCUGUUAUUGAUUUGCAAUUGCAUUGAUAAUUCCGUUUCAAACAAAAUCUCCUCAGUGGGCGCCUUCGAGCCGGACUUUGUCAUACCGCUGGAGAACGUGACCAUCGCCCAGGGCCGGGACGCGACCUUCACGUGUGUUGUCAACAAUUUGGGCGGUCAUCGGGUGAGUGGUGACGGUGCGUCAGUUCCAGCCAAGGUCGCCUGGAUUAAGGCCGACGCCAAGGCAAUUCUGGCAAUACACGAGCAUGUGAUCACGAACAAUGAUCGAUUAUCGGUGACUCACAACGACUACAAUACCUGGACACUGAACAUACGGGGCGUUAAGAUGGAGGAUGCUGGCAAGUAUAUGUGCCAGGUCAACACAGAUCCCAUGAAAAUGCAAACAGCCACCCUGGAGGUGGUCAUACCACCGGAUAUAAUAAACGAGGAGACCUCCGGCGACAUGAUGGUUCCGGAAGGUGGCUCUGCGAAGCUCGUGUGUCGAGCACGCGGCCAUCCCAAGCCGAAGAUCACCUGGCGGCGUGAAGAUGGACGCGAGAUAAUCGCACGCAAUGGCGUCCAUCAGAAGACCAAAGCCAUACUGGUGGAGGGCGAAAUGCUGACGCUGUCGAAAGUCACGCGAUCGGAAAUGGGCGCCUAUAUGUGCAUCGCCUCCAACGGAGUGCCACCAACUGUGAGCAAGCGCAUGAAGCUACAGGUGCACUUUCAUCCGCUGGUGCAAGUGCCAAAUCAAUUGGUUGGCGCCCCGGUUCUAACGGAUGUCACAUUAAUUUGCAACGUGGAGGCAUCACCGAAGGCCAUCAAUUACUGGCAGCGCGAGAACGGCGAAAUGAUUAUAGCCGGCGAUCGGUAUGCCCUCACCGAGAAGGAGAACAACAUGUACGCCAUCGAGAUGAUUCUUCACAUUCGACGGCUGCAGUCGACCGACUUUGGCGGCUACAAGUGCAUCUCGAAGAACAGCAUUGGCGACACCGAAGGCACCAUACGACUAUACGAAAUGGAACGUCCUGGCAAAAAAGCGCAGCGCGAAGAGGAUCUGAACGAAGUGACGAAGAACGAGGUGGUGCUCAAGGAGAACCGCCACGAGGAUGGCUCGCGCAAUCAGAACGGUCGCCUCUACAAGGACCGCAGCCAGGACGCCGACAUGGGCAGCGGGGGUGCGGCCAAGGCGCGCCAGCUAAUAAAGCCAUUUCUAUUGGCGCUAUUUGUAAUAUUAACAGCCAAUGUGUGCUGCUGCUGCUGCUGCUGCUCUCUGGCAAAUGGCAGUGGGCCUGGGCCAAGGGGGCAGGGCGAUGGUUCGACUCGAGUCGCAGCACCAACAGUGACAACAACAAGGACAAUGGCUGCAGCGAACGGUGUCGGCGACGGCAGCUGCAAAGCUCGUUUCAUAUUAUAGCUUAAUUAAAUUGUAAUUAUAAGAAUGCGCUGGCAACAACAAAAGACGACAACACACACGCAUGGCCAAAAUUGGAUAUGCCACGCCCCCCACACACACACACACACACAGACAAACAUGAACAAAAGUUUGAAGAGUUUCAUCAUUUUUUUUUUUUUUUUUUUUUUUUUUUUUUUUUGGGGCUCAAGGUUUUUGGUCAUAUUUCAAUAUAAAAGCCAGGAAAAAAAUAAAAUAAAUAAUGAAUGAAAUUGAUGUAAACGUAAGUAGUUAAGAUUAAAUGGAAAUUGAAAAACAACGCGUUUAAAUGUUACCUCGUUAUAAAAAAUAAAACCAAAAGAUAACUAAAACUAAAUAUUUAAGAUAAGCGGAAAGACGAAAGCAGCAAGAAAAUGUCAAAGUUCAUAUGUUACUCUCUCUGUUUUCCUUCGGUUCCACAGGCUUUAGCUACUUCAAGUAUUACAAAGGAAAAGAAAAGAUCGGCUCGCCGAAGCUUAAAGACUCUUGCAGAGAAACUACAUAGAUAUCAUAUCAUCUUAGAACUGCAAACCAAUCGAUAGAGUUGUCUGAUAUAUAUGAUAUAUAUUGUCUAUAGGUAAUUUGUUUCGAAACAAGAAUUUCAAUAAAAUUCUUUAGUAUUUCGAUAUGUGGCUAGCCCUAGUCAGCUAUAUGCUAUUUAGGCUGUCCUGCUCCUCGAUUCGUUUUCUCUGAGUAUUCAAAGGGAACUAUACCGAACAGCUGGUCUCUCUGACGUAAUUUUAUUAUAUCCUCUCAGAUAUCAAUAGGCUCUGCAAGAGUAUAACAAAAAACUAAAGACCCAAUCACAUGAAUACUAUAAAUAAUCUUGAAUAUGAUAGAAACCCAGCUGGAUAAUCCAACAUCUAACAUAGCUUAGCCCCAGAAAUCCCCAUAUACAUAUAUUUGUCUACAAGUCAUAUUUAUGUUAUUUUUGUUGUUCGACUUCAUUAUGGGUGGGUUAGGGGUCUCUGUAUAUACAACUAGUUAUACUAUAUAUACGGUUCAGCUCAAAUCAUAUUUAUGAUAAAUAUUUAUAUACAACUUAUGAAAUACGAUAUAUUGUAAAUAUUCGCACCUGUAGUGUUCUUAACCUCUUGUUAACGCAUUGCUCGCAUUUGUUCAUGAAAUGCAAUUGGUUUCAUUUACAUAAGCUAAAAUUCGGCAUUGUUCAUUUUACAGUUAGGCUGGCAAGUUAGCGAACUGGUUCACCUGAUGAACUACUACGAAAAGCAAACUUAAUUAUACAUUUUAUUUUAUUUUUGUGUAUUUUUUUUCUAUCUUUUUUUAAACAGCAUAAAAUAUCUUUAUUUUACAAAACUAGUUCAUUUGAACCAAGCCAAUCAAAGAGUAUAUUAAACGAACCACUACACAGAAAAUUUACAGCUGAGCUGGCUCAACUGAACUAGUAUGAAAAUUGUAUAAGUUCAAGAUUUUUAAUUUGAACUAGUGAGAUUGAUUUGGAACCAGUGCAAUCAAGACAUGAGCAAAUGCCAAGAAACUCCCAGCUUUAUUUCGUUAGGUAAUCAAUGCAAAUCCAAUUCCUUCGCUCUCUCCCUAAAGAACAUGCACACAUACACCUAUGUGCAUAUGUGUGUGCGUGCAUGUGUAACUAUCUAAUGCGUGUUUCAGCUUAACUCCCUGUUUGAUAUUGUGUAAAAAUAUUUGCAGUAAAACGUAAAGAAAAUGUGCCAAAAAUGCAUCUGAGAAAAAGAAAACCAAAAAAA